Messenger RNA from Prosopis cineraria, 1743 nucleotides. RefSeq names its product transcription factor BHLH089. Gene Ontology annotation, cellular component: nucleus. Gene Ontology annotation, biological process: regulation of DNA-templated transcription. NCBI's taxonomy places the organism in Eukaryota, Viridiplantae, Streptophyta, Magnoliopsida, Fabales, Fabaceae. The record is from RefSeq and is a predicted model, not a curated record. The coding region runs from base 376 to 1278 and encodes 300 amino acids. Gene Ontology annotation, molecular function: protein dimerization activity; DNA-binding transcription factor activity. The transcript has 6 exons.
GAAAACCUCUCACUGGAAGUGACUUGCUUCGCUACUCCCGAGGCUUCUGUCUCUAAAACAGCACAGCGUGAGGGGAGAGAGAGAGAGAGAGAUAGUUAUGGUGGAAAGAGGAAUAUAAAAUCAACACGGUUCGCCUCAGAAGCCACCUCUGUCCAAGGAGAUCACGCAACAAAGGGGCACACAUACACCUGUUUCCAUCUCUCUUCUUUCUUCUUUCUCCGCUGCUUCGUCGUUUUUGCGAUACUCUUCCUCGUUCUACUUCUGCUUCGCUUCUGGGUUGAGCUCUGUUUGAUGUGGGGUGGUGGGUGGUGGUGGUGGUGGUGAGUUGGGUUGGGAUUGGGAUCCAAGGAAUCGAAUUGGCGGAUUGGGGGGAAUAUGGAUCCAGGAGCUAUGAUGAACGAGGGUUCAUUUGCGAAUGGUGGAGCUAAUACGGCGCCGUAUAACCUGGCCGAUAUCUGGCAGCUCCCGAUGAAUGUCGGUGCGGGUCUCGGGGAUUCCGGAGGCGGGUUGGGGCUGAGGAGGCCGCAGUUUGGGCAUAAUUUGGGGCCGCCGCUGUUCGGUGAUUUUCCGGGUCAUACGAAUCGGGAUGUACCCAGCAAUGAUCAAGUCCGCUCGGAGCAGAGAGGGAAUAAUAAUAAUAAUAAUAAUAAUAAUAAUCAUGGAGUCAACAAUAGGAAGCGACAUGAUUCCGAGGAUGAGUCCACCAAAGGCGUCUCCACCAGUAAUGGCGGCAAUGGCGUGAAUGAUGGUGGUGAAGGAAAACGGCUUAAAGCUUUAGGGAAUAGGAAUGAGAGUCGAGAGACUAAAGCUGAAGCAGAGCCCAGUUCAGGAAAGCCUGCGGAGCAAAAUAACCAGCUACCUCCGGAGCCUCCUAAGCAAGAUUACAUUCAUGUUCGAGCGAGAAGAGGUCAAGCUACUGAUAGCCACAGUCUAGCAGAAAGAGCUAGAAGGGAGAAGAUAAGUGAGAGGAUGAAAAUUCUUCAGGAUUUGGUCCCUGGUUGUAAUAAGGUUAUUGGGAAGGCACUUGUCCUUGAUGAGAUUAUAAAUUAUAUCCAAUCACUACAGCGCCAAGUUGAGUUCCUGUCUAUGAAACUUGAAGCUGUAAAUUCAAGAAUGAACCCUGGCAUCGAAGUCUUUCCUCCUAAAGAUUUUGGUCCACAAUCAUUUGAAACAGCUGGCAUGGCAUUUGGCUCACAAGCUACAAGAGAGUAUAGCCGGGGUUCGUCGCCGGAGUGGUUACAUAUGCAGGUAGGUGGUGGUUUUGAAAGAACGUCUUAAUCCAUGAGAAAUCCCUUGUGCAACACCUGCUAAUAAAUGCAUAAAGGGGUGUAUAGAUAUAUCUAUACCCUUCUUCAAUGGCUGCCAGAAAAAAUAUACCCAAGAUAUUAAGUCGAAUGAAUAGACACCUCUUGAUUCCCAUUUCCUACACAAGGCAUAUGGAAGCUGUUAUUGUUUUGCAACUGGACUGCUUUUAAGUUACUAUCUGUGCAUCCCAAGUUGUUCUUCCUGUGUUGGAAAAUGAAUUCAUUUGCUCAAAUAUGAAGCAUAAUAGUGAACUAUAAGUAUAGGUUUUCAAUGCUAAUGCUCAACGUAACGCCUGAAAUGAGUAUUAUUCUUGUAAAAGGAUGAUGAUGCAUGUUUAUCCUGAAUGCAUAAUGCUUAUAUGUUGUGUAAUAGUCUCAACAUUGAUGUCUGUUUGUGAAGCUAUGUUGAAUAAAUUACGCAAACAUGCUGUUGUUUUAA